AUGAUCAUUGCGAUCGUCCCGAACCGGCGGCUGAGGACAGUCCGGAACAUCCUAUUGGUUCAUCUUGGGGGCGUCGGCUUGAUGUCAUCCAUUUUCACCACGAUGUUUCCGGCUGUCACCACUUUUCAUGUAAGGUCUUUCUUUCUUUGUCAAAUUGUGUUGUACAGUAUAUAUUUUUUGUAUUGAAAUAGGAAUUAAUGUAAAGCAGGGGCGUCAUUCCAGUACUUUUCGGGGGAGGGGGGGGGGAAACAAAACUUGGUCGGCUUGGUAAGUUGUUUAUUACUGGAGGCGCCACAGUACGUAGCAAUUUAAAUAAAAUCUGCACAUUCAGGGGGGUGGGGGAACGCCCACCCUACCCUACACAAACGACGUCCGUGAUGUAGAGUUAUUUUUCACUUGUUUAGUUCAUUGCGUGACUUAGGAAUAUUCACUUUAGUUGUUUAUAUCUAUAUAUUAAACACAUGCGAUUGUUAUCAAAAGUUACCAAUUAUCUAUGUUUAUAUAAAUAUUACACGGUUAUUUGAAUUUUUUAACCAAAAAAAAAAAUUCUUUGGAUCGUAUGUAGGAUGUGAAGCCAAGAUCGUUCUCUCUCGACCACAUCCUACACGUGUUGCAUGAUAACUUUGACAAUCAAAAAUCGCAAAUCUUUAUAUGGAAAACAUUCUUACGACAUAUUUUACAUUUGUUCUCAAUAACGAAACGAGCUAUGCCCAGUUUACACGCUCAAUAAUACUGGGCCAAAACAUUCUUGUCCAAUCACUGAAGGAAAGUUUUUAUUAUUUGGCAUUUGUCUUAAAAAUACUCUUGACGCCACUUCUUAAAAAUCUCAUUUGUUUUGUUUUUUGUUGUUUUUUUUCUACAGGGCAAGUGGGUCGGCGGGAAGACCAUGUGCCAGACGUACGCUUACGUGACCUGUGUCUUCACCAGCGUGUCCGUCUGGACCAUAGCGGCGCUGAGCUGGGACAAAUACCAGACCAUCGCCUCGCCCCUCCACCAUUCGCUGACCGCCACCAUCAGGAAGAUGCUCCCUUGCUUCGGCGUCUUCUGGGGCUGCGGUCUCAUCCUGUCCCUGCCCCCGCUGUUCGGCGCCAACGAGUACUCCCUGCACAGGACGAUGGGCAUCUGCGGGGUCAACUUCUCCAGCACGGCGGGCCGGUGGUACACCUGCGUGCUGGUGUGCCUCUCCUUCAUCUUCCCGUUCUGCCUGAUGAUCUACUGCUACGCGCACAUCUUCCGCAUCGCCCGCACCCAGAGC
This is a messenger RNA of Lymnaea stagnalis (great pond snail), 1255 nucleotides long. Lineage: Eukaryota; Metazoa; Mollusca; Gastropoda; Lymnaeidae. The record is from the annotation of a GenBank genome assembly.